UGAUCUGAUCAUAAUUAUUGUGGAAUUCACGGAGAAGAGUUAUAACGGUGACCAACUAAAUCUCUGAAUUUUGCACAUAAAUUUUAAAGAUUUUUGUGUUAUUCUUUGCAAAUAAAAUGGUUAAAGUAUGCAGAGUUGCAUGUUUGACCAGUCUGCCUACAUAUCCUACUUGGUAGAAGAGGCAGUGAACGGGUUAGACAACUCCAAUGUUCCUUCAACCUCCACACAGAGUCAACAACAUAUUGCCACCCCAUCCACACAUACACCCCCUUACCAAGCAGAUUUCAGCUUUCCCAGAAACACAGGUGCACCUAAUUUUCCUCCAUUAAGUAGUGUUAGUUUUAACCCGCAGUUAACUCAGCCACCACAGAGACUACAGUUAUACGUAGCUCCAGUACAACAAAAUAUCCCACAGAAUCCAGUGCCUGUUCCCAACCCAGCAUAUCCUGUAUCAUUUGGAGCUGUAACAAACUACCUACCACAACAGGAGUCCCAGUCAACAAUAAGUUCUCCAAGAUAUCAUGCCAGCUCAUUCUGUCUCAAUCAGCAUAUAGGAUUGGAUGAACCAACCAUUGUGAAUGCUAGUCAAAUAAACAACAAAAUUCAUGUACAGUUUCAGUUUGGCGACAAUGACAGGUUUUCUGUGCAGUCUACUAAUACCACAGAAUCUAAUGGACCCGGUGUGAAUUGGAAAUACUUGGGAACUAAUGUGUCAGAGAGCACAGCAGGUACUGUAAAUCUGAAUAUACCAACUGUUGUUCAACCUGGAAAUGUUCAGACUAAAAAUAACUGCCACAGCAACACUCCUACAGACAUUGGGGACUUCAGUCAGUUUUGUGUAAGCAAUAUUCUAAGGAAAAAUUGUACUGAUGUAGGCAAUACAACAAAUGCUAAUAAAACAGCUGCUUUAAACACUGAAAAUGUAAAACAUGACAGACACGUGGAGGAAAGAGAAUACUUCAAACUUUUUAUGAAGAAAGAGAAAGAGAAAGAAAAGAAUCAAAUAUGGCAUGGGUCAGAAUGGAAUUACAAUAAAAGUGAAGUCAAUCAUAAACUAACAGAAAAGGUUGGAAGUUUGAAAAAGGGUGCAAAUAAAGUGAAAACUGUUGCAGAUACUCAGAGUACCUUGCAAGUAAAUAAGCAAGGCCGUUAUGAAUUUUCUCAAUUGUAUUCUAAAUCAUAUCUUCAGCAUGGAAAGAAACAUAAAACAAAGAAGGAUAAUAGAAAAAAAUCUGAUACUGGAAAGAAAUUAAAGAGAAGUGUGCCAGUCAAAAAGUCCAGAUCUAAAGUAGGAGAAGUUUGCGAGGAAGUAACAUUACUUAAAUUGACAUACCAAUGUGGGGAUUGUACACAAACUUACGAUAACAUUGAAGAUUUAAAGAAGCAUAUCAGUGAAAACCAUAAGGAUACAAAUAAGUCUGGUGAAGGAUCUAGCAAAAGUCAGGAAAGUGAAAAUAAAGUUAUUGAUUUAACUGAAACUGAAGAAACUGAUGAAGUAAGUAUGGCUAGGGAAACAGAAGAACAGGACAUAAUGGAAGUUGAAAGUGAAAAUACAAGUAGUGAUCCGCAGUCUUACUUGUGUUCAUAUUGUGGAUAUGAUUGUAAGUCCAAAGAUGAAUCUGAAGAACAUCAGAAGAUACAUAAAGAUGAGGUAGAUGGUGAAAACCGGGAGAUUGAUUGUCACAAAGAAGGGAGAGAGUAUUUUCAGAUGAGUCAGAAACUUGUUGAGUGCCAAAAGGAAAGGGAAAAUGAAAAGAGAAAAAAUGUAGAAGAAAGAAAUCAUAAGGAAGAAGAGGCUUUUGCUAAAGCAAAGGCUAUAGAAGAAGUCACACUUCAGAAGACACAAAGUUUUUCUCAGGGAUCAAAGACCAAAAAAUCAAAUGACAAAAAUAAAAAUGUCAGUAACUUGAGACUGGAGAGACUGCAGCAGCCAGAGGAAAAAAGAACGUUGACAAAAAGGAGGGCAGCAACACAAGCUAAAAAUACAUUGAUGAAUCCUAGUAAAGGUAAACAGAAGAGAAUUAGAGAUACAAGAAACUUAAAUAAAGAAGACACAAUGCUGAUGGAAAUGUUUGGUAUUAUCCCUAGUAAAGUUUGUUUAAGCAGAGUGCAGAAAUCUGAAAAUUUGGAAUCCCAAAUUGUUAACAGUUCAAGUGAUGAUCUUGGUCAAGAGAAAAGGAUAGAGAUAGAAAGAAAUCUUGAAGGUGGAGAAAAGCAAGUAAUGGAAAAUAAUACAGUUGAAAAUAAUCACUCAGAUGUAGUUAUGAACAUUAGUAACAGUGAAAAUGACACACCAAUUGUAAACAAUUUUGGUGAUGAUCUUGUGCAUGAAAAAAGUGGUACAAAUGGUAAGAAAGAAGAAAAUAUGGAAGGUAAGGAAAUUCAGAUUGCGAGAAAUAAUGAAGUUGCAAAGAAUCACUGGAGUAAAAUUAUUAAUAUGAGUAACAGUGAAAAUAAAGUGAAUGCCAAAGAGAAUAUGUUUGAUGAUAAGGCUUUCAGUGAUGAUGAUUCAGAUAUUGAGAUAGUUGAACCUCCAAUGACACUGAUUGUUCUGGAUGAUGAAGAUGAAGAAGCAGCUACAAAAAAGGAGAGCCCUAAGAAAUCUGAUAAAGAAAUAAUGAAAUCUUUUGGAUUAAAAGAUGUGACAGUAAACAUAGAGAAGACAGAAAAAAGCAAAGUAAAGGAAUCACCUGGAAAAGAAAAAAGUAGAAGUGAUACAGAACUGAUGGAGAAGUUUGGGAUAAAAGAUCUUUCAGUAAGUCUAACUAGUACACCCACUAAAGUAAAACGUAAAAGACCAGGCCCAAAAUCUAAAACGCAAACAGGAUCAAGACAAACAAGAGGAAGUAAGUCUACUGGUAAUGCUGCAGCCAAAAAUAUAGAAGAAAUGUCUCCUAAUGAGAUUGAGAAAUUGCUGUAUGAGUGUGGUAUGGGUAUUUCAGUACCUGUUCAGUCACAGAACACUUCUGAUAAUGGGAAAGAAAGUAACGAUAAAGCUAAAAGAACACCAAGUCCUGUUCCAAGCACAUCAAAGGGACAUGGACACUUGAGGAGAAAGAGAACAGCUAGAAAAUCUACCAAAGACAGUGCAUUGUUUAAAGAAUACAAACUGAAGGACUCUAAGGUCAUUAUUAGGAAUUUAUCCAGAAUUGACAUAUCCCUUCUAAGAAAUCCAAAUUCUCCAUUUGGAAAAAGUGACUGGUUGAAACACAAGUUUGAUUCUGACACUGAAAGUGACUUUGAAUUUGAUAUCCCAACUCCUCCACUGCUAGAAGAUUUUGUCGAAAAUACAGGACCUUCUGGCGGUGAAAGAAUAGAGCAGAAUGUACUGUCAUCAAGAACUGGACCACCAGUCAAGACAGGUAGGAAAAGCCCUGUUAAACAAAAAGAUUUGAAAGCUAUGAAAAAAUUUGGAAUUUGGGAUUCAGUAGUUGUUAUUGAUAGCCAAAAGAAAAAUGAAAAUUCAAAACUUGAUAUAGGUAAGAAGAAAACUCUUUCAGAUGAAGAAUUAAGAAAGAAGUUUGGCAUACCAAAUACUAUGGUUGUAAUAAACACUUCAGAGAAAACAGCAGACAGUUGUAAAAAAGAAUCAAGUGAUAAAAAAGAAGCAGAGAAAACAUCUAGCUAUAUAAACUUUGCUGAUUUCAAGGCAGCACUAGAUAGUGCAAGAAAGAAUGUUCUAAAUAGAAUGAAAACCGAUGAAGAUUAUACUAAGAAAGAAAUGGAAGCUGAAAAAGAUUCACCACGAAAAACAAGAAGAAGCGCUGAAAAUUUUGAAGACAAAGUUGUGCAGUCUCCAAAAAGACAAAAAGUUGAUGCCAAAGGAAAGUUAAAUGAGAGCAUGGAUAUGGAAAAUGAUUCACCUAGAAAAACAAGAAGGAGAGCUGAUGGUAAUGAAGAAAAAGUUGUACAGUCUCCAAAAAGACAAAAAGUUGAAGUUGCAGGAAAGUUAAAUGAGAGCAUGGAUACAGAGAAUGAUUCACCUCGAAAAACAAGAAGGAGAGUUGAUGAUCAUGAAGAAAAAGUUGUACAGCCUUUGAAAAGACAGAAGGUUGAAAUCAAAAGAAAGUUAAAUAAGAAUUUGGAACAAAAAGACAAUAAAAAGAGAAGAAAUGAAAAAGAAACAUAUACCAAACCAAAUAGGAUUAAAACAUCUCGGAUGGAUGCAAAACAGGUAGUAAAGGUUUUGCCAAACAAGCUUAAGACAUUGACAGUUGAUCUUCAUAAAUUGAAAUUAAAUGAAGCUCUUAAAACAUAUAAAGCAAAGGCAGUUUCAAGGGCAAUAGAGGCAAGACACAAGAAAAAUAGAAGCCUUAGAGAAUUUAAUAAGGGUGGCAAUGAAAAAAGUGAUAUAAAUAGCAAAGAGACCCCUUCUUUGUCUCAAAAAAGGCCAAGAAAUAAAGAACCAAAAAUUUUGUCAGAAAAAUCAGUGAAAAGAAAAGGUAUUGGUGUAAAAGAAAAACAAAAGUGCAUGAAAGAAUUGAAGUUUGAAAGGAAAAUUCAAAUUGUGAAAACAGCUCGAUAUAAGCGUGCUGUCCCUGAUACAGUGCCAAAAGAUGAAAUUGUUAAGACAUGUAGCUUGAAACAAUUGACUAAAGGAUUACCAGUUGUGAAAGUAACUGUUCCUUGUCUAACCAGUGAGGAAAUUCUUAGACUUAGUCAAAAUAUUGAGAAAUCUGUUGUCUCAGUAAAGGAGUCUAAAUCUGAAUUGACUUCAUCAGAAGUGGCAAAUCAAAUAUUAGAUGAAAUAAUUGAUGGAAUUUGUUGUGCUGAAGAAUUACCUGAUGACACUGUGCAUCAGUUAGAUGGUGUUUCAGACAUCUGUGGUAGUAAUCCUGUUACUACAGGUAGGGAGAGUGGAGAAAGUGAUGUAAGCGACAAUAGCAAGAAGUCAGUGCCGUCAGAUUCUGAGGGUGUAAAAAGUGUGCAGGAAUCCUCAAACAAACAGGAGAGUACUAGAAAUAUAAAGAAAGAAAAUUUAAAUGUAAUUUCUACUGACGAAUCAGAAUCAGAUCUAUCUCUUAUAUCAGUCACAUUAGAAAACAAAGAAAAUGAAAAUAACACUACUGCCCCUUAUUGUGAGAACACAGAUUUAAGUGAUGAAAAUAAAAGUACAGAUCAUGAAAAUGAUAAUGAAGUUUCAGAUGUGGAAAAGAAGACUGUUAGUGAAAUUGAUGUCAUCCCAUUGGGAAAAAGUAAAUUUUAUGAUGAAGAUGUGGAAGAAAAUUCACUUGAUGAAGUGGAUGGUGAAAUAGUAGAUGGGACUGAAAUGUCACUGGAGGAUGAUGAGGAGAAUGUUCAAAAUACAUUCAGUGGGGAGCAGAUAGAAGAUAGUUGUGAAAUAAAAACUAAACAUGAAGAUAUCAGUCUUGCAGAGGAAGGAGUAAAUAAUGAAGUCAAACACUUUUAUGGCAGCAAAGAAAAUGAUGAUAUCAUUGUGUUAAAGACUUCUCCGCAGAAGUUGAUGAAAACAUCAAAAAUAGUAGAGUGUAUAAAUAAUGAUACUUCAGAUGAUGGUAGUGCAGAAAAGGAAAAUAUAAGUGAAAAAAAUGUAGAAAAAGAAUUGAAUGAUACUGAUAUGGCAAACACAUUAAAAAGUUGUAUAGAGGUAGAGAUAAAUGAUUCUAAAGACAAUAGCACAAAUUCACUAAAACAAAAGCAGGUGUUGAGUGCUAUAAUUGAUAGUGAAUCAGGUUCAUUGAUUGGUGAUGUGUAUUCUGUUGAUGAAUCUGCUGGAAGUUCUAGUGAAGGAGAUCAUGACAAAAAGUUACAUAAGAGAGGAAAGAAUUCUUCAGAUGGCCAGAUAGAAAACUUUUCAAGAGCUUCUAGGUCCAGGUCAACAACUCCAGAUGAUGUUAUUGAGAGUCUUACAGAGAGCUGAUUUUAAAAUAUCAUUUAUAUUUGUUGUAAUUUGCUAGAUGAUUUUCUAUGAAGUUGUUGUUGCAUUUCGAUGCAUUUUUGUUUCUUGUAUGACCUUCUUAAACAUUUAUUAGAACAACAGUUCUAGAUAACUCAGAGAGA
Messenger RNA from Mercenaria mercenaria, 6021 nucleotides. RefSeq lists its product as uncharacterized. NCBI's taxonomy places the organism in Eukaryota, Metazoa, Mollusca, Bivalvia, Venerida, Veneridae. The record is from RefSeq and is a predicted model, not a curated record. Bases 128 to 5881 code for a protein of 1917 amino acids. The transcript has 5 exons.